GUCAUUUGCAAGGACAAUGGGAUGCCAAGCCGAACAGCUUCAACGGACGUUCACUUGGCUCUGCUGGAUGUCAACGACUGUGUCCCGAUGUUCUCCCAAGUCAAGUAUAACUUCUCUUUAGCAGAAGACUAUUCCACCUCGUUUCAAGGUGAACGCUACGUCGGGACGGUGUACGCGACUGACUGCGACACCCCGCAAUUUAACAGGAUCUUUUACCGGCUGUUGAACUCGUACCAUCAAUUCAGGAUCGAUAAUCGGGGCCGCAUUUACAUAACACGGAGUAUUGACAGAGAACAGGAGUACGUGCAUGAACUCCGCGUCAUCGCGACAGAUGGACCAGACAUCGACGAGGACGACGACGAGGUAAAUCGAGGUCGAUCGUAUCCCGGACCAACGUAUUCCUCUAACCUCUACAACACAGCGACCGCAACCGUGCGCGUAUUUGUGGACGAUCUCAAUGACAAUUUACCGCACUUUGUGCAUCCUACCAACACAUCCAAUUCCAUUCAUGUGUCAUUCCAAGAGGAUGCGGGAUUCGUCCUAACUCGCAUGGUAGCGAUCGACCCAGACAACGACUACAACGGUACAGUAUCCUACCGCAUAGUGAAGGGAAAUCCUUAUAACAUCUUCAAACUCGGUGACAGAUCUGGCGAUCUCUAUAUUGCUAGCAAGAUGACUGACGCGCAUCAGGGUAAAUAUACACUGCGAAUCGAAGCAAAAGAUCACGGAACAAAGCCCCUUGCCUCAGUCACUGACGUGCACAUCUUCGUCGACGACAGUCCCCCAGUGGGUUUACACAAUGACUUCCUCCUGGGUCUGGGUUCCGAGGAGACUAGAGGCGCCGUCAGCGGCUCCGUUGGCGGCAUCUUCGACGGCCUAGAAGCCGAGACGAUGGUAGUCGUCUACAUCGUCGCGGGCAUCUGCUUCGUCUGCCUGUCGCUACUCAUAGCCGGCGCCAUUUUCUGUCGCAGGCUGCGGACUCGCAUGGAUCCGAGAGGAGGGGGCCGCAGACGCCAGAAAAUCAAUGGGUUUAUCGAGGCGAACGCGGCCGCUCACGACGCCAAUUGUGCUGGAGUCUCCGGCUACUACCAGAAGGCUGAAGACACCUACAAAAUAUCAGGUGAGGCAGCACGUGAUGAUUUAUUCGCCAGGGAUUUAUCGCCUUUCAACGACGGUCUGAGCUGCGAUGCGAUUCCACCAGAGCGACGUAACGGGAAGCUUGAGUUUCACCAGAUGUCGCAACGACUUGACGAGCCCUAUACGAUAAGAAUGAGUUCGCUGGCCGGUCAUCGACCUGCUAGCAGUAUCGUCGCUCCCCCUGUGACGACGUUUGAUGGAUCACCAGCGUUUGCCUACCUCGUAUCCAAUGUUGUCGCGACCACUUCGGGAGAUAUUGAUGGGGGUUGCAGCGGCGGCGGGGGUGGUGGUGGUGGAGAGUUUUAUCUCGUUCCACAGGCUCCUACUUCGACGAAUGCGUCAACGGUAGGAUAUCAGAACGGCCUUGGAUCGACUUGUGUUCCCCAAUCUCUAGUGACUGAGGAAGAAAUGCCUGACGAGACAGACGAACUGUAG
Messenger RNA from Mesocestoides corti, 1572 nucleotides. The record is from the annotation of a GenBank genome assembly. Lineage: Eukaryota; Metazoa; Platyhelminthes; Cestoda; Cyclophyllidea; Mesocestoididae.